GACUUACAGUUUAAAGCAGUUUCAAAGACGUUGCAAAGACGAUCACAUGCUAUCAGAGAUACGCAAACGAUAAGUGCAAAACAUGGCCAUUUGAGCUUUGUGAAGUGAAGGAGAACCAUGUCUCGCAACAGUUGCAAUAAAAUUUCGGAUUGUUCUCAAGAAUUAUUUCGAAAUGAUCAACAUAGAAAUUUAGCUGAAAGUGAUUCCGAAGGUCAAUCGUUUUCCGACGACGAUUUAGAAGAGUCACAAACAGAGGAAUCUGUAGCUCAAAAUGCUAUCGAGGCGACAGGUUUUGGUAAAUUCAAUUGGAAAAUAUCGAUAUUGGGUGCCUUAAUAUUUAUGAAUGCUGCAAUUAGUAUAAGCAGCGCUAGUUUCAUUAUUCCUGCGGCAGUAUGUGAUUUCCAGUUAAAAACUGUCGAUAAGGGGAGAAUUGUAAUUUUUCCUUUACUCGGAACAUGUUUUGGAUGUUUAAUAUGGGGAUUCAUAGCAGAUUUGAAGGGUCGAAGAAAGACCUUAAUAAUGACUUUACUUCUUCAAGGAAUAUCCGAAGCUUUUGCUUCUUUUAUAAGAAAUUACUGGAUAUUCUUAUUUUUCAAGUUUCUGAGUGGUGUCGCUGUCGCUGGUCAAGUAGCUUUAUUAUUUACAUACAUUGGCGAGUUUCAACCAAAGAAAUUCAGAAAAAGAAUUCUUUCUUGGAUGGAAGCAGCCUGGAUACUUGGAUUGCUUAUUUUACCCAAUUUAGCGUGGAUUAUUCUUCCUCUCCAAUUCGCCUACGAGUCAGAAUACUUUUUCUUUCGAUCUUGGAAUUUUUUUAUUCUAGUAUGUUGCUUGCCAGCAGAAUUGAUUGCAUUGGCAUUAUUUUUUUUCCCGGAAACGCCAAAAUAUCUCGCAGAAACUGGGCAAAAUGUAAAAUUGCUCAAAGUUCUUGGUCGCAUGUAUGAGGAAAACACUGGAAACUCAGCCAAAAAAUAUUAUGAAACUUUAUUAACUGGUGAGGAUGCUGCUCUUGCAAAAAUGGUGGCAUAUUGGAACAACAAGUCCCUCGAGGCGGAAAAGACGUCGAGGAAGAGCAAAAAAUUUAAUGAUAUUAUAAGAAGCUUUAAAGGGCAAGCUAAAAGUAUUUUCAAAUCUUCAGCAUUGCUCAAAAGCAUAAUUGUCGCAUGCAUAGUUGGAUUCUUAGAAUUGUCUUCUUACUAUUCUCUACUACUUUGGUUACCUGAAAUUUUUGAGCGGUUCGCUCAAUUUGAGUCGAAAUUUCCAAAUGAAUCGACAAGCAUUUGUACUGUUUCGAGUCAAUUGUCUCUCAAUACUAGCAUGGAAAUUGAUAUUGAUCCUGCUUCUUGUAGUAGACAUAUAGAUCCUAGUGUUUAUAUCAAUUCAUUAUGGCUAGCAGCUGCCUGUAUUCCAGCAGCUGUAAUUGUGCCACUUUGUGUUGAUCGACUGGGCUUCAAAUUCUUUUUAGUUUUUACCAAUGCGGUGGCUUUCAUCGUGACACUGGGACUAUUUUUGGUAAAAUCUUCAAUUCAGAAUUUAAUACUCUCGUGUCUUUUUGAGUCAAUGACUUCUCUGGCCAUGAGUCUCAUGUAUUGUUUAUUGGUUGUGACUUUCCCAACGAACUGCAGGAUGUUUGCAGGAACGCUUUUAGGAUUUUUUGGUAGAGUUGGGAGUCUUUUAGGAAAUAUGAUGGUCACCUAUCUCAUCGAUGAGCAUUGUGACACAUUAAUUAUUAUAGUUGCAAUUCAACUCUUACUGGCUACAAUACUGAGUUUUAUUAUACGUUGAUGAAUCUUCUGACGGAACGGUCCUAUUCGUCAGACUCGCCACCGAACAAGAAACACGCCAAUACUUCACAAAAAAAUUAUUUUUCUGUUAAUUUUAACUUAUUGUUAAAUAAAUCAAAUCAUUUAGUAAUUUUUAAGUAGUAUACAAAUUUGUAUGUAAGAUGACGCUAAACUUUUUAAUCAAAAACGAUAUGAAUCAUUUAUUACGUAAAAUUCGUCGAAUAAAUUGUUACGCGUGUUUGUCUUGCAUCACUCGCAAAUAGUAUUAUUUCAUAAAUAAUAUUUCGCAUUUUUUUCUAAAAGUUUUAUAUGCAUUUAUAUAGAA
Molecule: messenger RNA, 2106 nt
Organism: Belonocnema kinseyi
Lineage: Eukaryota; Metazoa; Arthropoda; Insecta; Hymenoptera; Cynipidae
Product: synaptic vesicle glycoprotein 2B-like
Exons: 12
Coding region: 118-1782 (554 amino acids)
Biological process (GO): transmembrane transport
Cellular component (GO): membrane
Molecular function (GO): transmembrane transporter activity
Source: RefSeq, a predicted model, not a curated record